AUGUCAAAUUGGAGAGCAAACAAUGACCCGCUCGCAGACUUCAUCCACAUGCUUUAUGCUGAUGAUGAUGAUGAUCUGUCAGAGAACAGUGAGUUUGAGCCAGAUGAUGAUAUAGUACGCGGACCGCGGCACUUGUUCGAAGUGCUACUUGUCAUGUCAGAAGUGCAUCGCACCGCGUCGGGAUCAGUGUGCCUUGUGUCCUUCUGGCUGGAUGUUGGCCGCCGGCGAAUGUCAUCCGGAAUGCCCGGAAGGCUUCUACCAAAGUGUAGGCGGCUGUCGCCCCUGUCAUCAUUGCUGCCGGGAGUGUAA
Molecule: messenger RNA, 309 nt
Organism: Parnassius apollo (apollo)
Lineage: Eukaryota; Metazoa; Arthropoda; Insecta; Lepidoptera; Papilionidae
Source: the annotation of a GenBank genome assembly